AUGAAGAGCCAGUUUAUCUUUGCUUCUGCAGCUCUUUUGAUGAUAGCAUCGUUGAUUAUGGAAGGCGAUUGCAUUACUGGCCCUAUUCCGGGGAGAGGGGGAAAGGUAAUACACUGGAACGAAAACAUUCUAAUACGACUUAGACAAUUAUUUCCAACCGAUUUACUAAAAAAACCAACGCACGGAAAAAGCAUAUAGGAUAAGCCAUUUCCGAUUUUCCAAAACUCUCACUUUCAAAACGAGGAUAAGUGUAAAACCUUUCCUGUGAAAAUGAGAUUUAUUUGCAUGAGAAUUAUUCAUAUAUUAUUUAAGGUGACCCGACCCAGUUAUUUUGUGAGGGCACCAUCCUAAUUGAAGCUCUCUGGUAUCCCCACCGUUACUUUGGUCAUAAGUCUAACAUAUAGCAUGGAUAACAUUUUGAUCAAUCUACAAUAUAGCAUAAAAUUUUUGGCGAUCGGGGUAAAUGUCACGUAGUUAUAGUGCCACGCCUCUUUGUGGUCUGAGACGAAAUUCUGCUGUUGCCGACAUUUCUUCGUGAAAAUCUCUCGUGGACAUAUAGUUAACAUUAGUGCCUUGCGUUGACCAGAGUUUCACCAAAACCGCAAAGAACCAAUGCGAGAAAUUCAGCGGUUUCCAAAUUUAGUUCAUAAUUAAUGUGAAAAUGAUAAGCAAACUUUACACGAUUAUAUCUAAUAAACUAUCAGAUUUACCCCUCUAUUUUGGGAAUCUUUAUAACAGAUGGGUCCUUACAAGUCAGCAAAAAGGAUUAGGGCGUUAUAAAUGCGCGCGAAUUCGAGAAAUGCAAACAUAUAGAAAUGAUAGUUUUAGCUAUUUGUUGACGUUUGUCAGCGUUUAGGAGUCCUUCUCACGAAAAAAGCAUUUUUUAAAAAACUCGUAGUUUUUUUCCUUCAAAUUUUUUCAGGGCCACAAUUGAUUAACUAACUACCCGGAUUAUGAAUUUCAUGGGCAUUGAAAAACUGUGACAUUAUCUUCUAUAAGCCCAAACUUGAGUAAACAUUGAAGAUUUUUAGCGUUUUGGCUGAGUUUGUGCUUUGGGAGUUUUCUAUUGUGUCUAGUUGCUUUGAAACCGCCUUGAGCAAUGUAACUCGGAAAUAACCCAUUUCCGUGACACAAAAAAAAAGCAAGGGGCACACAUACACCAACCCUCGGCCUGGCCAGUACCUCAAAGAUGCACAUUGCCAUAUCCCCGGGCAAUGGCGACCAUGGAUAGCUGUUUCCAUGCCUCUUAUAGACACAGGUAUCGAUUUGAUAUUUUACCUGAUUUUUUCAAAUGUUUUUUUCAUCCCUAACAACUCUAUCAGAGGACAAUGCAGAUUUGCCGUGCAGCAAGAAGCCUUGGCUGCAAGAAUAUAGAACAAGAAGUGGCUGAUGACCCCAUGAAAGAAGGGAGGGCUCGACGUGAAGUAGAAGAACGCUGAUGACAGCCAACCAAUGAUCGGACUAACCGCGGCUUAAAACAUAAAAUAUAAAUGUCAACUCUAACAUUCGAACAAGAAACUGUAAAUCGUAAAAAGUGCGUUAAUUAAUGAAUAAAAGCGAUUAAUGGUAAACUUUUAUCUGGGCUUCUUUAUGAGUCAGACUAUGGUUAGUUCUUAGUUGGCAGAUUUUAAAAAGUCCUACCAGUAAAAUUGCGGUUGUAAGCUCCACCCCUUCUACUUCCACGCUUCUCGCUUUACAGGGCAAUGGACAGGCAAACGAAACAACAAAGUCCGCAAAUAAAAAAUUCCCUCCUUCCCACUUACCUGCCCUUAACCACCACCCUAAAAAAAGUCAAAUAUAUUCCUUCCACUCAGGUUGUUUUUUUCUGGAUCACAGUCGUUUUGAAAAUGAGCUCUCAAAGUCGUAUCACAGCUUUUGUAUUAUUUAUUUUCGAGUUAAAAUCAAAUUAUAAUGUUGUAUGGUAUUUUACGUUCUGCAGGGUUAGCAAAAAUCCUUUUGUCCUUGCCAUAGAAAUUUUUAAUUAUUACAGCCUCCAAAUCCUUCUAUUUUAACCAAGACCAAGAGAAUGUUUUCUUUCUCUCGCUGAAACAAGUAUUGUAAUCGAUAAUAAUUUUGUUCUUUGCUAGUUCCCAAUAAUACUUUACAUUGCUUUGAAAGUUUUUCCAAAAAUUGCCAUAUGCUUCUGGUUACAAGGCAGAUGUUUGUAUUUUAAAAACGAAAAAGGCAUAAAUGUGACAAAGUAGAAGAUCAGUAGGUAACCACUGAAAACUAAGGAGACUGGUUACGAAUAGCCUGUUCAUGAUCAAGGGUCUUCAAUAGUUAAGAGACAAAUACUAAAACUCCGGUAGGGGGAUUCUCUAUACGGGAAGGCUCGGCUCGAAAGAGGCACCUUUUUUCACUCUUCAUUCAACUAUAUGAAGGAGUAGAGAAAUCUCUUAUUUCGGUCUGUAAAAGGACUCAAAAGGCCUGUGAGAUGUUUUUAUGUCUUUUAUGGCUGUGAAAAAGUAAAAAAAAAGAAAGAAAAAGAACCAAAAAACGUUCUGGUCUGGGAUUUAUUUAGAUUUUAAAGAUAGUGCUUUUAAAGAAGUUAAAAGAAGACGCAAAUUUCUUUAAUAGAUACGUGAAACUGGGUACAAUUUGUCAAUAGAAGGUAUAUGAAAAGGGUACCUUUUAUGUCAAAAAUGGCAUAUAAAAGGAUAAGGGGUCGGACCUCUGGUCGGAGCCUUUUCGUAGAAAAAAUUGUUGAGUUCCGCCCCAGGGUUUUUUUCAUCAAUGUUCCCAGUUAAGCAGUCGCCUCAUGUAAUCAACUAUCAAAUAACAGUGCAGAUUUGCCCUCUUUACUACCACUGGUCACGAGUCCAUCUUUGGGUUGAGAGAAUGUAAUAUACCAAACAUCUGUGAGAAUCUUUGUCAACUUAGACUGCUUUUUGUACAGGAAGGGCGUGAUAAUUGAUAUAUUACUUCGAUGCAAAUGUUUCUUUCUUUUCAUUGGCCAAGAGCCCACCACGUGACCUACAAAUAACUGACUACACAAAUAAUGUGUCGGCUUAUGUGCAAUGUCGUCCAACUCUGUUUGGCUGCAAAUAAUAUUCUGCUCAUGCGUGAAAUUGUUGGUCACUUAUUAGGGCUUCGUCAUGCGUUCCUUCCCUACGUUGGGGAGGAUUGCGUGACGAGCCAAAAGAACGUCUGCGUGGGAGGCUAGCCAUAGCAUAGCCUGCGUGGCAGGCGCUCGAAAGGGAAGGUGAAGGAAAGUUGCGCUAGACCGCCCCCCCGGAAUGCUCUUCCUGUUCCUUUUCAAACGCCUGCCACGCAGGCUACCAGCGGUCCUGAAGGGGUGCUUGGCCUGCUUGGCCUAACGUGCUGCGUACAGAGUGAAAGUAGCCGCAAAAUAAGAAACGCGCAAUUUGUCAUAAGGGAGUUUAGCGCUUUCCUUGAAAUUAACACUGGGGAACAUCUUUUUUCGGUUAACUCUUUUUACCCUAUUUACGGCUAACGGCUGUUUUACGCCUAUCGGCUAACCCCAUUGAGAAUCUCCUCAUGCAAGCGUUGACUUCUCACUACCUGUGAGUUAUCUAGAAAUUUCCUUAUGACAGUUCUCUGUAGGCCAUCAUAGUUAACUAAUUUAUGUUCGGUUAAUUUUAGGGAUAGAAAAUGAAGGCAAUAGUUUUAGUUAAUGACGAGCUUAAAGCCCUUAAAUACAUCGUAAACUAAGAAGGAAGAUUUUUUCGCUUAAAAAUUCAAAUGCAUGAACAGAGGUUAAAUUAACUGAUUAAAAACAGAUUAAAAUACACAGAAUUUUAUAGUCGAAAAACAGUUUGUCUAAUGUUCAUGUUGGAGUCAUUUUAGCUUACGUUGUUUGGUAAGUAUCCUGAAACUGCACAAAAUCCUACGAAGUUGUUACGAUUCAGGAAUCCCGACAGGAAGUUAGGUAUUUUGAUCGACUCGCCGACAGCAUUUAGGAAGGAAACUGAGUUCAGUUUAUUUAACUACAAUCAAGAAUGCCUUGUUAAGGUAAAUCGUACCUGUUUUCACCUAUUUUGACGGCUUUGACAUUGAAAGGAAAGAGCAGAUAAGUAUAAGCCAAAGCCAUAGCUGCACCUUUGUAGAGCUAGAUUACAAAAUGAGUGCUUAAAGGGGCUGUGCCACGGCAGUCCAGUUCAUUUUGUUUAAUUUUGCCAAUUACUCGCCCUCAAUCGCUAUGGAACUUAAAGUAAGCAAAGACAUUACAUGUAAAUGACAAAAUCAGAGACUUGAGACAAACAAAUAUGUCUCCUGAGCAUUAUUUUUGAAGUUGCAAGCCGCAGGGAUCAACUUUGAAACACUGUUAGGCUGAACAGUUUUCAAAAAUCCUAAUUUCAGUCCGUUUCAAUCUUCUUCAGUUUGCCUAUCCGUGACAUCUCUUGUUCCUGUUAUGUUAUUUUAACCUUCCUUUAAAAUUUUAAGCGGUUAUUUUUAUGUUUCUCUUAAUUUGACGGGCAUGUUGUGGUUUCCUAAUUUGGCUGAAUUUCGUGACACAGCUCCUUUCAUUAUUAUUUCGUCAUUGGUGGUUACUAAUACUAUCGCAAGGUAUUUGAAGGAAUAUUCAGAUCCACCUUACAGCAUCCAGCAAUGUUAGCUGACCCCACUUUUUUUUAGACGAAUAGCUUUUGGCAUUAGAAAAGGAAAAUACCCGGUGAUUUAAAAAAUUCUACGAAGCAGACUUUUGUAAUAAAGAAAAAAAGGACAUUUCAGCGAAGUGGAAAUUUUCCACAGGACAACUGGUUAAUUAUUCUCUGAUCAUUAAAGUAAAACGUCUUCUUCUCUUUUACUAAAAAACAGUGAUUUCAAGGAACACGACAAUACAUAUUUCAGUUGGGUACAAGUUACACUCUUGUGACCGGCUGUACAUUACUGAGCUUCAGAGAUCCAGGAUAAAACUAAAUUGAUGCUGUAUUCUUCUAUUUUCCCGACUGAAACAGCUGGUGCACAUGCCUUCCUGAAAAAAAAUGACUCGACUUUGGAGUUUAAAAUGAGAGCAUUUGUGAUAAAUCGCUUUCUCUGCAAUGACGCUAACUCAACUUUGAGGUAAACGUUAAUUGAAAUUGAUUUUUUUAUGGAUGUUAAUUUUUAAAACGAGGCUGCCUUAAUGCUUUAAUUUUCGUGCCGUCAUGAUGACGGUAGAAAAUCCUAUAUAAGGACGAAUGCUGCUUCGCUUUACGUCCUUUACGAAGAAAGGUUUGUUUAACGACAGGGUGUUUUUCUUGCCUUGGAAAAUGAAGAGCCCGUUUCUCCUUGUUUUUGCUCUGUUGAUGAUCGCAUCGUUGGUUACGGAAGGCGAAUGUUUUCAACCCGCAAAGGUACCGUAAUAUUCGCACUCCCUGAAAUUUUGUCCUUGAAAUCAGAUCACCUGUAGGGCAGUUUACACGAGCAAUUUUAUCGCGCGAUUUGUCGCGCUACAAGAGCGGCGAUCUUUGCUGUGGUCUUGUAGUGAAUUGUCUGCGAUUUUAUGAAUAGUAGCCUGCUAGCAAGCUCUCUCGGGGCUCCCAGAGUAGCAAUUUAGGAGUACAAUACAGUAUUUCCUGGCUAACUCUUUGGUUUCAGAGAUUGAUUUUUUCGUGAUACUUAUGGUAGGUUAUUUAAUUCCAACCUUUCAUCGUUGCAAAUUGCUCAAAAUAGCCAGUUGAAAAGAACGGUUAAUUAAAACCUGAAAAAAAAAUUCCACAAAUCUCAAAGAUGUACACCGCCAUAUCCCCGGGCAGUGGCAGCCAUGGAUAGCCUGUUUCCAUGCCUCUUAUAUACAGAGGUAUUGAUUUGAUAUUUUACCUGAUUUUGUCAAUUUUUUUCUUUUUUACCCCUAACAACUCAAUCAGAGGACAAUGCAGAUUUGCCGUGCAGCAAGAAGCCUUGGUUGCAGGAAUAUAGAACAAGAAGUGGCUGAUGACCCCAUGAAAGAAGGAUGGGCUCGGCGUGAAGUAAAAGAACACUGA
Porites lobata is the source of this 5927-nucleotide messenger RNA. The record is from the annotation of a GenBank genome assembly. Lineage: Eukaryota; Metazoa; Cnidaria; Anthozoa; Scleractinia; Poritidae.